CGUCAAUAUUUAUAACAAGCUGCGAAUUUCUACAUCACAUCAGUUUUCUAAUAAUAUCUGUCUAAAAUUAUUUUUACUAUUUGGUAGAAACUAAAAAAACUACCUCAUCACGAUGAAAAUAAUAUUUCUUUGUCUGAUUACACUCGUUGGUAUUGGUAGCUUAACCGCUCAAAAUGGUGGAAUGUCCUUUGGAAUGCAGGGAGGAUUUGGUGGACAAAACGGUUCAAGUGGGCAAGGAAGGUCAGGUGGGCAAGGUGGACAAGGUGGUCAAAGUGGAGGAAUGGGAAUGUCAGGACAGGGAGGACGAAGUGGAGGAAUGGGAAUGUCCUUCGGUAUGCAGGGUGGAUCAAAUGGCUUAAGUGGUCAAGGUGGUCAAAGUGGGGGACAAGGAGGACCAAGUGGAGGAAUGGGAAUGUCAGGACAAGGUGGUCAAAGCGGAGGAAUGUCAAGACAAGGUGGUCAAAGUGGAGGAAUGGGAAUGUCCUUCGGUAUGCAGGGUGGAUCAAAUGGCUCAAGUGGUCAAGGUGGUCAAAGUGGGAGAAUGUCAGGACAAGGUGGUCAAAGUAGAGGAAUGUCAGGACAAGGUGGUCAAAGUGGGGGAAUGUCAGGGCAAGGAGGACGAAGUGGAGGAAUGGGAAUGUCCUUUGGAAUUCAGGGUGGCUCAAACGGCUCAAGUGGUCAAGGAAUGUCUGGUCAAAGCGGAGGACGAGGAAUGUCAGGAGGGCCAGGUGGACAGGGUGGGCAAAGCGGUGGAUUCAGUAUGCAGGCUGGUGGUUCUGGUGGCAUGAGAGGAGGUCGAAACUAAAACCAAAAUAUUAUAUUCACAGCUCUUAACUAUUAUAAUAUUGGCUGUAGAAAAACUUAUAAAUUAUAAUAAAGAUCAUUGAAAUUUAAUAAAGAGAAUUUAAUUUCGUCAAA
Molecule: messenger RNA, 918 nt
Organism: Leptopilina heterotoma
Lineage: Eukaryota; Metazoa; Arthropoda; Insecta; Hymenoptera; Figitidae
Product: keratin, type I cytoskeletal 9-like
Exons: 2
Coding region: 113-805 (230 amino acids)
Source: RefSeq, a predicted model, not a curated record